Messenger RNA from Tetrahymena thermophila SB210, 3831 nucleotides. RefSeq lists its product as hypothetical. NCBI's taxonomy places the organism in Eukaryota, Ciliophora, Oligohymenophorea, Hymenostomatida, Tetrahymenidae. The record is from RefSeq and is a predicted model, not a curated record. The transcript is spliced from 13 exons.
AUGAUAACCCCUUAAAACUUGUCUUUUUAUAAAAAUAAUAACCUUGCUAUUGCAUAUAUGAAUUAAUAGAAAUAGUAGAACCAAGGUCAAUAUAAAAUGAAUGAGUAUUUAUCAAAAAGAAAAGAGGUAGAAAGUAUAAAGAUGUGGAUGGUAUAAUCUCUUGAUGGAAUAGCUAAAUAAAAUACAUCGCUUCAUAAAUUAUUUACUUAGCAACAACUAGUUUUUAAUGCUUGCAUAAGUGAAUUACUUAGAUAAAUAUCUCUUGAAUGUAAAGAUAGAGCAGACUUAAUUUAGACAAUUUGGAAUAAUCACGUAGAGGUAGCAACGAAAGUAGUAGAAUUUUAUUCAAAAGAAAAUAAUAAAGUAGAAUGGGACACUAUAAAUUCAAUAAAAUAACUGCAUAACAGGUACAAAGAUGAAUUAAUUUUAUCAUAAAAGUACUAUGAAGAAAAUAAUAACAAAUAUAUAACUAAUAAAAAUUAAUUGGAGAUAGUCAUAAAAAAAUAUAGAAUGGAGAAAAAAUUAAAUAAAAGAUUGCAAAAGUUAUGUAAUGCGCUUAAAAAUGAAAAACAGACUAUCAACAAUUUAUAUUGUGAAACAUCAAAAGAGUACAUCCAAGCAAUGAUUAAUACUGGGAAACUACCAUAAGAGCAGGAGAAUUACCUCCUUUAGCAAUACAUGGAAGCCACAAAAGGACUAUUAUCAAGAAAGUUAGACUUCAAAAGAAUAAAAGAAUCUAUUUAAUUAAAGGAGUAAACAUAGAAACAGUCUGAGCUAUUUAUGCAGCAAAUUGUUUAAGGGAAAACACCUGUUGAUUCUGAUGAAUCUGCAGAUGAUGACGAAGAUAUAAAAUAGAUGUUUUAGAGGAGAAAAAUAAGAUUUGAAGAAAAAGGAACCUAGGUAGAGGAAAUUAAAAAGAUUUCUUAGGAAACUGAAACAGAAUACAAUAGAUUUAUGACUAGUAAAGGAAUUCAAGUUAUCCUAAACCAAAAAAAAUCAAUAGAAAUCUAAACAGAAAAUUAAGUUUUAGAGCAGUAAACUCAAACAGAUCCUAAAUAAUUAAAAAACUAAUUUGUGUAAACAGAUAUGACUGCUAUAAAAGGAGAGGAUUUUGAGAAACUAAAGACUGUUUACCUUAAAAAAUUAAAAGUAGAUCCAACAAGUAAUAAAUAGCUAGAAAUUGAUGGUUAAAUCUCUGAAGAAUUCGAUUCAAAUUAGCUGUCUUAUUAAGAAAGUAAAGAUCAAAAAAGGACUUCUCUUGAAGAAUUAAAUAUUCCAAGCCUUAGUAAAUAUCAGAUAUCUUAAUAAAAGAAACAGAGUUUAAAAAAGAGUAGAGUAAGCUUGUUUUCAAUGUCUUCUCUUCUUAAAUCUCCAUCUUAAGCAGUUGCAAAUGACACAGAAGAAAGCAUACCUGAAUUAAAAAUUGACGAGAAUCAAGACAACGAUUAUGAAUUUGAGUCAUAAAAAAAAUUGAAAAUCUUUCUCAAAAAAAUACUAGAUUAUACUAAGAUUGUUAAGAUAGAAACAAGAAACCCAAAAUAAAAUAUAACAAAUUUUGUAGAAAUUACAAGAGAAACAUUAAAGUAGUUUGAAUCUCUUUCGAGCGAGAUUAAAUUAAGGUUAGAAUAACUUUAAAACAAAUAAGUAAAAUUUUAAAUUAAUAUGGUUGAGUAAGGCAUGGAAUAUGAUGAGCUAAAGAAUUAAUUAGUAGUUAAAGAUCAGUAAAUUGAAGAAUUAUUAAAAGACUAAAAAAAAAUUAAUUAACUAUUAGAUGAGCUUGAUAUUUCAACAGAAGAAGAGGAAUAGAAUAAUUCUCCCUCAACUAAGAAUAUUGUGAGCUCUAUGCACGAAGGGCGAGCAAAAAAUCAUAGUUCUUCUUCCUUUGGAACUAUACAAAUUAAAGAACCAUUUUAAAACCAUUAAAACGUUUAAAAUAUGAUCAACGAAAGUGAAAAUUAAAGGAAACAGGCUACACAAAUAAAAAAGCGAGCCUCUAUAAUGCUAAAUAUGUUACAUAGUCAAAAAGAUGCACCCUCACCUAUACUUUAAUCUUAGCAAAAUUAAAGUUUUUCUAAUUUGAAUGAGAGUUUAAAAGCUAAAAAUCUUGUCCAAUAAAGAAGAUAAUCCUAAAUUGUAACUUAACUAUUUACUUUAGCCUCAACUCCAGCUCAAAACAAUUAAAUGAACAUUUCUUAAGGACUCAAUUAAUAUGUUGAUCAAAAAAAAUAUAUUGAGAGUAAAAAAUCAAUACAAAAAAUUAAGAAAAUUGUAAAAAGUAGUACUGCUGGCAUGAAAUUUAGUUAAAAUUCUCUAAGCUUAGAUUAUUUAAUAAAAUAAAAUAUCCAAGACUCUGAAACGUAUUAAGCAAUAGAGUAGUUACAAUAACAUUCAAAUAAAAUUUCAACAUUUAAUUAAGAAACAAUUGCACAUAAGAAUACUGUGAUUUAAAUAAGGAAGAUGUUAUAAUCAAUUUACUAUGAAUUUAUUUAAAAUUUGAAAAAAGGAUACAAAUUAAAUAAGCCAUUGUGUAUCUUACUAAGAGAUUUUUUUACAGGAAAUUCUGCUGAUCCAAAAACUGCAACAAGUAUUUCUAAAAUUAAAAAAAUUGCUGAAAAAUGCUAAAUAAUCCCAAAAUCUUAUGAAGAAAUAUAAAUGUUUAAUUCUCUGCUUGGUAUUUGCAGAUCAAAUUAAGAAUUUUACGAUUAACCAGAAUAUUUAAACAUAUAUCUCUAGAUGCUUUAUUAUUUAGCAGUGGAAAAUCAAUCAGGAAAUAAUUAAAUUUAAGUGAUCCAUUCUCAAUUAAAAACAAAUACGACGCUCAUUUAUAAGUUUUUACCCUCAAUUUUAUCUUCAUAUCUUCCAGAUAAGAAAAUUUUUGAUAUUGUUAUGCAUCUUCUAAAGCCAUAUAUUAGUGACGAUGAUAUCAAUGAUAGAGAUAACCUUGUUGAUAUUCCUGAACCAGAAGAACAAGAAAUGUAGUUUAUUGAAAUUUUGUCUUUUGUACUAAAUUAAUUUAAAGAUCACUCUCUAUUUAUAUAUAAACAAUAUAAUCCAAUAUUUGAAUGCAUUACUCUAAAUGACUAAGAGAGGAUAACAGAAGAACAAUUUAUGUUUAUUUAGAAGCAUUUUGGAUUUGCAGAUGGCAAUAAAGCAAUCCAAAAUCUUUUUAAAUUUAGAGAAGCUAGCGCCAAAUAAAAAAUGGAUAAACAAACAUUUGUUGGGUUUUGUAAUAGAAAUUAAAUAAUAGAUGACUUUAAAUUUAAAAAUAUUGCAGAUAAUAAUUACUACGACGAUCUAACUAGUUUUGAUUUUGAAAUCAUAGAAAAAUUAGAUAAUUUAUGGAAUAAAUAAAAGUAAACUCUAUAAAAAAUAUUCUUUGAGACUCAAGCUUAUAAAUAUAUACAUAGACGUUUAAUUAUGUCUAUAGAAUCAUUUAUAGGAUUAUCAAAGAAAUAUCCUUAAUAUAGAAAAUAUUAUAAGUCAAGAUCAUUCCUUGCUUAUAAGCUUCUCAAAAUGGAAAUGAGGCUCUUUAUUGAAGAAUAGUAUAUGCAGAAACUGUGUAUCCCAGAACAAUUAAUUCUAUUAAACAAAAUAAGCUAACCAAUAAUAGUUAAUUCAUAAAUAAAAUAGAUUUAGCGUAAAUAAAAAGUACUUAAAAAGGCUGUAUCCAUAGUGUAUAAAAGUGCAUUUGAUGAAAAUAAAAUUGAGGAUAACAGCGAUUAAAGUGAAAGCUAAGACUCCUCAAAUUCACAAAUGAGCAGCUAAAACUUCUUAAAUAAAAAUCAAAAGAAACAAUCAGUUGAUACUUUAAAUUAAAAUAAUUAAUCUUGA